UCAAAGCAUCUAUAACAUUAAUGCCCAGUUAUAUCAUAUGGAAAUAAGCUCCCCUUGUCGCGCUGUACGACUUGUAAUUGAAGCUCUGGGUCUUGAAAUUAAUUAUAAAUCUGUUAAUUUAAUCAAUGGUGAUCAUCUUACUGAUGAAUAUCGUGAGCUUAACCCUCAACAAACUAUUCCGCUAUUGAUUGAUGAUAAUUAUAAAUUAAGUGAAAGUCGUGCCAUUAUGGCUUAUCUGGUUGAUCAGUACGGGGGUGAAGAAAAUCAACGGUUGUAUCCAACAAACUCGAAAACUCGUGCAUUGAUUAAUGCACGGCUGCAAUUUGAUGGAGGAGUUUUAUAUCCAUCUGUUAAAAAUUGCUAUUACGGGAUGCUGUUCAGAGGACAAGACGAUAUUGAAGAAGUGAAAGAAAAUAAAUUAAAGGAAGCAUUUAAAGUUGUUGAUAAUUUUCUGGAGGGCCAUGAUUAUCUCGCUGGACGAAGUUUAACGAUCGCCGAUUUAGCGAUUAUUGCAACUGUUACAACAGCUGAAACAGUUGGCUUCAACCUCGAUGACUAUAAGAACGUUACCGAGUGGGUGGACCGGGUGAAAACUUGUGCUCCGGGAUACAGAGUUGCUAAUGGUGAAAGCGUUGAGCUUCUAAAAAACUAUAUGCCUCAUCCUACUCCUCAAGAUAACAAUAAUUCCGACGAUAAUGACAAUAAUGAUUAA
Cotesia congregata is the source of this 712-nucleotide messenger RNA. The record is from the annotation of a GenBank genome assembly. Lineage: Eukaryota; Metazoa; Arthropoda; Insecta; Hymenoptera; Braconidae.